Messenger RNA from Rotaria sp. Silwood2, 1452 nucleotides. The record is from the annotation of a GenBank genome assembly. Lineage: Eukaryota; Metazoa; Rotifera; Eurotatoria; Philodinida; Philodinidae.
AUGCCAACGCCAUUUAAAUACGAUUCAAACGAUCCUGAUUGUGAACCUGAACCAUUAUAUGAGAAUGGCACUUAUGUCGAUGAAUGGGAUCAAGAUAAUGUUCGUUUACCUUGUUCACAAUUUUAUAUAACUAAAAAUGGUACACAACGAUGGCCAAUAAUUCAAGAAUCUUUAACAAAACUUCAACAUUUAUCAGAAACACAUAUGGCAACAAUGGAAGAUAUUAAAGAAACUAUUGAAGAAUGUGCUGGACGUAAAUAUGAAUUCAAUUGUCUUGAACGACUUCUUAAUGAAGUUUAUUCAGCUGAUGAACGUGCUCAUUUUAUGUCAACUGUUUUAUCAAACAUUUGUAGUUUAGCAUUAAAUGUUGAUAAAAUUUGUAGUCGACCACCACCAUUGUUACGUAUUGGAUCAAAUCGUACAGUAACAAUGUCACAAAAACAAGCAGCUUCAUUAUUAGCUUGUGCAUUUUUCUGUUUAUUUCCUCGACGUUUUAAUCAGAAAGUAGGCAGUGAAUAUGAGAAUUAUCAAAAUCCAAAUUUUAACACAUUAUUUCAAGGUGGUAGAACAGGUGGAUCUAAAUGGAAACUUGAAAAACUUAAAUGUAUUUUUCAUUAUUUUAAUCGUAUUACUGAGAAGAUGCCCAAUGGUGUUAUUUCUUUUCGACGUUAUCAAUUACCAGAUAGUUGCUUACCAAAAUGGGCAGAAUCUAAAGAACCUUUAUGUAAAAUUCAUAUAACUAAAAAUAAAAUUAUUGAAGAUAUAGUUGGUCUUUUACAAGUUGAUUUUGCUAAUAAAUAUAUUGGUGGAGGUGUAAUGAGUGAUGGUUGUGUUCAAGAAGAAAUACGCUUUGUUAUUUGUCCUGAAAUGCUUAUUAGUUUACUACUAUGUGAAGUAAUCCAACCAAAUGAAUGUGUUUUUCUUAUUGGUUGUGAGCGUUUUUCAACAUAUCAAGGUUAUUCAACAACAUUCCAAUUUAAAGAAAAUUAUAUUGAUCAAACUCCAAAAGAUUCUUGGAGUCGAAAAUUAUGUCAUGUUGUUGCUAUGGAUGCUAUUGCUUUUCAUAAUCGAUCAAUACAAUAUACAAUAAAAAAUAUGAAAAGAGAAUUAAUUAAAGCUUAUACAUGUUUUCGUGUUCCAGCAGCAGUAAUUGACCAAAAAUCAGGUGUUGCUACGGGUAAUUGGGGUUGUGGUGCAUUUAAUGGAAAUAAACAACUGAAAGCAAUAAUACAAUUAAUUGCUGCUUCACAAGCUGGACGUCCACUUGUUUAUUUAACAUUUCGUGAUCAGAAUUUAGUCAUGUCAUUCCAUAAAGUAUAUGAACACCUAUCAAAUGAAAAAGCAACAGUGAAAGAUUUAUGUACUUAUCUUCAACAAUAUUCAACUUUGUAUAAAAAAUUACCAUUAUUCGAUUUUAUUCUUCAAACACCUGUAUCAUCUCUUUAUUCAUAA